UGCAUCGACGUUGCAGCGAGGUCCCUCGCUCCGCGCCUCUUCCGUGCUGAUCGUCACCUCCAUCCAUCCAUUUAUCCAUCCUCCUCCACCCUGCCGAAAAGAGGGGAGAAAAACUAAGCUUCAAUGUCAUCUUUCUAUGUAAUUAUAUUCGCCUACGAGGAAGAGGAGGGGAGAGGAUGGCGCCAGACGCACCAUAGCAUACACUUUGCAUCUUUUUUCAUCUUUGAAAAAUUAUUUUGAAACGUUUUUAUUUUCUUCUUCUGUCCGCAUCGGUGACGUUUUUGCGGGCCUGCAUGCGGGAAUGUGUGACGACCAUGCUGGCGGUGCGGUGCUUCUUGCUCUUUGCUGCAGUGGGCGAACGGCUGGCGGUGUCAGUUUACCAUCCAGGUGUAAACGAGAGCCCAGGCCAGGAUGGAGGCCCUUGGGAUUGGUUCUCCCGGUCCGGGCGGACGACAGAGGGCGGCGACAUGACGGCCCAAGUGGUCUAUCCCAAGCGUUUGGUGCGGAGGACUGAAUCGGAGCGAGAAAUGGCUCGCGAGCACCUGGACACCAGGGUGAAAAUAAAUUACACACAACCCACCUCGGCCGUCCACCUGGCGCAGAGCAGUUUCUGGGUGGAAGCUUUCGGACGUGCCUUCACACUGGACCUGGAGCUAAACCAUCACCUGCUGUCCUCAGACUACGUAGAGCGCCAGUUCACACCGGAGGGACGACCUUUGCAGUCAACGGGAGGAGAGCACUGCUACUACCAGGGAAGGUUAAGAGGUGUGCCAGAAUCCUGGGCAGCCCUCUCCACCUGCCAUGGCCUGUGUGGGAUGUUUUCAGACGGAGUCUAUUCCUACCAGAUUGAGCCUGUUCACAAUGACAGCAACGAGGAAAAUCGCCCCCACCUGAUCCGCAGGAUGCCAGAUUUCAAACUCUCCCCUCAUUGCUCAGGCUGCACAGAGGACAGCAAGUUGGAUGGUGGAGAUGUUGGCGACGACCAAAGCGGGACCCCGCAGCGACAGCAGGAUGCUUCGGGGGCGCCCAAGCGAUCCAAGAGGUUCGCUCGCAGACCCUCCGUGCAGACCGAGACCAAAUAUAUCGAGUUGAUGGUGGUCAACGACAAUGACAUUUUUGUACAGCUGCGACGCUCCGGCAGCCACACGAAAAACUUUGCCAAAGCAGUGGUCAACAUGGCGGACGCGCUCUACAAAGAGCAGCUGAACACAAGGAUCGUGCUGGUCGCCAUGGAGACCUGGACCUCAAAGAACAUGGUGCCGGUGGUGGAGGACCCUCUGAGCUCGCUGCAGAACUUUAUGAAGUACCGGCGGGACAACAUCCGCGAGCAGAGCGACGUCGUCCAGCUUUUCUCAGGACGCACGUUUCAGAGCGGGCGUAGCGGGACGGCCUACACGGGAGGAGUGUGUUCCACCGCCAGGGGAGGCGGCAUUAAUGAGUAUGGGAAUGUUGGUGCCAUGGCCAUCACUUUGUGCCAGAGUCUGGGCCAGAACAUCGGAAUGAGAUGGAACAAUGUGCGAGACUCUGCAGGAGACUGCAGGUGUCCCGACACCUGGCUAGGCUGCAUUAUGGAGGAGACUGGAUACUAUCUGCCCAGAAAGUUUUCUCGCUGCAGCGUGGACGAAUACCUCCAGUUUUUGCUACUGGGAGGUGGCAGCUGCCUCUUUAACAAGCCUAACAAGCUGUUGGACCCUCCAGAAUGUGGCAACGGCUUUGUGGAACCCGGUGAAGAGUGUGAUUGCGGCUCCCAGGUGGAGUGCGCCCGAAGCGGAGGGGCCUGCUGUAAAAAAUGCACACUCACCCACGACGCCAUGUGCAGCAACGGGCUGUGCUGUAGCGGGUGUAAGUACGAGUUGAGAGGCGCGGUGUGUCGAGAGGCCGUCAAUGACUGUGACAUCCCCGAAACAUGCACUGGGGACUCUAGCCAGUGUCCUCACAACGUCCACAAACUGGACGGUUACACAUGUGAAAGUAAUCAAGGUCGGUGUUACGGCGGAAGAUGUCGAACUCGAGACGGACAGUGUAGAGGACUCUGGGGUUUUAAUUCAGCAGACCGGUUUUGUUACGAGAAGCUCAACGCCGAGGGGACUGACAAAGGCAACUGCGGUCGGGGUCCUGGCGGCCAAGGCUGGCUUCAGUGCAACAAGCCCGACGUUCUGUGCGGCUUCCUGUUCUGCGCCAACAUCAGUUCAAAGCCAAAGUUUGGUGACCUUGAAGGUGAGGUGACCAGCUUCACCCUCUACCAUCAGAACAAGUACUUGGACUGUCGGGGUGGCCACGCUCUGCUGGAGGACGGCUCCGACCUGGGCUACGUGGAGGACGGCACCCCCUGCGGGCCCAACAUGAUGUGCUUGGAGCGACGCUGCCUCCCAGUGGCGGCCUUCAACCUCAGCAGCUGCGCCGGCUCCGAUUCGGGGCGGAUCUGUUCCGACCACGGGACGUGCAGCAACGAGGUGAAGUGCAUCUGCCACAGAGACUACACCGGCAAGGACUGCAGUGUCUUUGAUCCCAUUCCGGAGCCCACCGUCCCAACGGGACCUGAGAAAAAAGGUCCCAGCGGCACCAACAUCAUAAUAGGCUCCAUCGCAGGUGCUAUCCUCCUGGCAGCUAUAGUCCUAGGGGGGACAGGAUGGGGAUUUAAAAAUAUUCGGCGAGGAAGAUCUGGUGGAGGAUAAGACGUCACUCAGUCAUCAGUGUCUGUGUCCUUCCUGCUUCACGUGUUCUUCCCCUUCUCACGUUGCCCUUGUACACGUUGGAGAAAAGGAGGGAACAACAACAGCCAAAUGUCUUCCACCCUUGUUCCCGCCUUUUUAGUUGUCAUGAAUUAUCACUACGGCCGUCCAUUGGAGUCUUCCUCUAACGUGGGGACGUGACGAAGAUGCGAUCGGCCAUGACCACGUCUGCACUGCCUGCCCGGACCACUGAACAGAGACAUUUUUACUCGUGUAAAAUAAGCUAAAGAUGCUAAAGAGGUUCAUUCCCUGCCACAGCCUCAAGAGCAAAACGCCCAGCCACCCGCACAUCCUCCACUCGACGGGCAGAUCCAGAUCUUGACUAGAUUCUGACUCGUUAGGACCCUUGACCAGAUUAUUAGAGCUAGAUCAGGUGGAUUUGGACUGAAUCUCAACUCCAAGAGCCCUGGACUAGAAUAUGAACUAGGGCCGCUGCCAUUGACGGCGAGACGUCCAAUCCAUUUGAAGUCGUUGAGGCCGCUUCCACUUGAAAUGGAUUGGACGUCAUUAGCCGUCAAUGGUGGUAGAUGAGAAAAAUCGAAGCAUGUUUUCCAAAGAAGAACCAGAAGAGGGACCAAGCCUUUUUAUCCAGACUGCCAAGCAAGCCGUUUCAGGAAGAUUGAAGAACAUUUUUUUGGGGAGCUAGCGCCUUUCUUCUUAUCCGUCAUCCGUACUCACCCACUUUUUACUCUUUGGACAUUUAAAGCAAACGCUUGCGUUUUUUUUAAAGAACAGAAAAAGAUUGUGCACACGUCACUACAGAGCCCUUCAAACUUUUCAAUACAAUAACGACAUGAAGAAGAAUGUCGCCUUCCAGGACUUCAGGGGCUUGAAAAUGGGUCCUGUGACUGAUGUUAGUGGGGGAGGGGCUUUUUGUUGUGACGAAUUAGUAGGAUUUCAUAUAAAAAGCAUCUCUUAGAAAAUGCAAACUACGCUCAGAGAAUGUCUGAGUCUGGAUUGGUUUUGUUUUCCAAACAAAUGUUCCCCAAAUAUGAAACCUUACAGGUCACGUUUUUAGUCACGUUUGACUGCCAUAAGAGUGUAAAAGGGAUUACGCACCGUUCAAAUUUAGGCGUAAAAACUAAAGGUCGACCGAUAUAUCGGGCCGAUAUAUAUACUUCUAUAUCGAUAUAUACCCGAUAUAAUACGAUAACUGUUGUUUUCAUUGUUUGGGUGACGAGUUUUCUUAUGGAGAUUGGCGAAAUAGCGCUCAACCAGUAAAUCGGGCCGAUAUAUCGAACCUUUUUUCAAGAUCGGCGAAUAUCAGCUGAUAUAAUAGGCAUGUUCAACUGUUUGAGUGAUGAUCUUUCUCAUGAACGUUGACUGAUAUAUUGGUCGGCCAAUAUAUUGUCUUUUUUCAAGAUUGGCCGAUAUCAGCAGAUACAUAGACGAUAUAAUAGGAUAACUUAUGCUCACUGUUAGAGUGGUGAUCUUUUUUAAUUGAGAUUUUGCACCACCUAGUGGCCAGUGUUACAAAAGGAAGUAGCAGAAGAAAAUUUCACUAAUAAUACCAAUACAGGUAGUCCCCGGGUUACAACGUACUGGAUUUACAUGAUUUUGACUUUAUGACGCCAGAGUCUCGUCCACCAUUUUGUCUCCAGUCGUUUUUUGUUUUAAA
Molecule: messenger RNA, 4350 nt
Organism: Corythoichthys intestinalis (scribbled pipefish)
Lineage: Eukaryota; Metazoa; Chordata; Actinopteri; Syngnathiformes; Syngnathidae
Product: disintegrin and metalloproteinase domain-containing protein 11-like
Exons: 26
Coding region: 294-2675 (793 amino acids)
Biological process (GO): proteolysis
Molecular function (GO): metalloendopeptidase activity
Source: RefSeq, a predicted model, not a curated record